This is a messenger RNA of Arabidopsis thaliana (thale cress), 2043 nucleotides long. It is a transcript of the gene ABCB24, whose product is annotated as ABC transporter of the mitochondrion 2. The transcript is spliced from 2 exons. Gene Ontology annotation, cellular component: mitochondrial inner membrane; membrane; mitochondrion. Gene Ontology annotation, biological process: transmembrane transport. The record is from RefSeq and is marked reviewed. Gene Ontology annotation, molecular function: ATP binding; ABC-type transporter activity; ATP hydrolysis activity. Lineage: Eukaryota; Viridiplantae; Streptophyta; Magnoliopsida; Brassicales; Brassicaceae. Bases 1 to 2043 code for a protein of 680 amino acids.
AUGAUGAGAGUUUCUCAACUCCAACUCUGUCGCACUUCUCUUUCGUACCGUCUUCGCUCUGGUUAUCAUCAUCAUCAUCAUCUUCACCACAGUUUCUUCAAGCUCAUCAAACGUAACUCAAUUCUUGAAUCUCCACCUACUAAUGCAUCUCAUCAAUCUCCAUCCCCGAUUACUCCUAUGGUCAACGCACGCGUCAUGUUCUUCUCCACUUCAACUUCAGCUCCACAUCCAGAGAAAAUCAACAGGACGUCGUCGGAGAAUAUCCUUCGGAUGAUUUCAAGCUAUCUAUGGAUGAAAGACAACCCAAAACUCUGUUUCAGAGUCAUCUCUGCUUUUGCGUGUCUCGUGGGAGCUAAGUUCUUGAAUGUUCAAGUUCCUUUCCUCUUCAAAGUAGCUAUAGAUUGGCUCUCUUCAUCUUCAUUCGUUGAUUCAAACCCUUACCUAGUUGCUGCUUUCGCUACUCCUUCCUCUGUUCUCAUUGGUUAUGGCAUUGCUCGAUCUGGUUCUUCUGCUUUCAACGAGCUUCGUACUAGUGUUUUCUCCAAAGUAGCUCUCCGCACCAUACGAACCAUCUCUAGAAAAGUUCUCUCGCGUUUACACGAUCUCGAUCUUCGUUACCAUCUAAAUAGAGACACAGGUGCUUUGAACAGAAUCAUUGAUCGUGGAAGCCGCGCUAUAAACACGAUUCUCUCAGCUAUGGUUUUCAACAUUAUGCCCACGAUCUUGGAGAUAUCAAUGGUCUCAUGUAUAUUAGCAUACAAAUUUGGAGCUGUUUAUGCAUUGAUUACUUGUCUUUCUGUUGGAUCAUAUAUAGCAUUCACGUUGGCUAUGACGCAGUGGAGAAUCAAGAUUAGAAAAGCUAUGAAUGAAGCUGAAAACGAUGCUAGCACCAGAGCCAUUGACUCUCUCAUAAACUACGAGACUGUUAAGUAUUUCAACAACGAAGAUUACGAAGCUCGAAAGUACGAUCAGUUACACGAAAAUUACGAAGAUGCUGCAUUGCAAAGUCGGAAAAGCUUUGCCUUAUUAAAUUUUGGACAGAGUUUUAUAUUUAGUACAGCUUUGUCAACAGCAAUGGUGUUGUGUUCUCAGGGGAUUAUGAAUGGUCAGAUGACAGUUGGUGAUUUGGUGAUGGUGAAUGGUCUCCUCUUUCAACUGUCUCUUCCUCUUUACUUUCUCGGGGUUGUUUACAGCGACACCGUUCAGGGACUUGUCGACAUGAAAUCGAUGUUUAAGUUUCUAGAGGAGAGAUCUGAUAUCGGAGAUAAAGAUAUAGACAGGAAGCUCCCUCCUCUUGUUCUGAAAGGUGGAAGCAUUAGUUUUGAGAAUGUACAUUUUAGUUAUCUACCGGAGAGAAAGAUUUUAGAUGGGAUUUCAUUUGAGGUACCGGCAGGGAAAAGUGUGGCGAUUGUCGGUAGUAGCGGAAGCGGAAAAUCGACUAUUCUUAGAAUGAUAUUCAGGUUCUUUGAUGUAGAUUCCGGAAAUGUAAAAAUUGAUGGUCAGGAUAUAAAGGAAGUGAGACUAGAGAGUCUUAGAAGCUCCAUUGGAGUUGUCCCUCAAGAUACUGUGCUCUUUAACGACACUAUAUUUCACAACAUUCACUAUGGAAACCUUUCAGCAACAGAGGAAGAGGUGUACAAUGCAGCUCGACGAGCAGCGAUUCACGAUACGAUCAUGAAAUUCCCUGAUAAAUAUUCGACCGCGGUGGGAGAAAGAGGGCUGAUGCUGAGUGGUGGAGAGAAACAGAGGGUGGCACUUGCUCGUGCAUUUCUGAAAUCACCAGCAAUCCUAUUGUGUGACGAAGCAACAAGUGCACUCGACAGUAAAACCGAGGCAGAGAUAAUGAAAACGCUGAGGUCGCUAGCGAGUAACAGGACUUGCAUUUUCAUUGCACAUAGACUGACCACUGCAAUGCAAUGUGAUGAGAUAUUAGUAAUGGAGAAAGGAAAAGUGGUGGAAAAAGGGACACACGAAGUGUUGUUGGGGAAAUCUGGCAGAUACGCUAAAUUAUGGACACAACAAAACAGUAAAUUGGAGGUGUGA